Clarias gariepinus (North African catfish) is the source of this 3832-nucleotide messenger RNA. RefSeq names its product structural maintenance of chromosomes 1B (gene smc1b). Gene Ontology annotation, molecular function: DNA binding; ATP binding; ATP hydrolysis activity. The coding region runs from base 93 to 3800 and encodes 1235 amino acids. NCBI's taxonomy places the organism in Eukaryota, Metazoa, Chordata, Actinopteri, Siluriformes, Clariidae. The transcript has 25 exons. The record is from RefSeq and is a predicted model, not a curated record. Gene Ontology annotation, cellular component: chromosome; nucleus; cohesin complex. Gene Ontology annotation, biological process: sister chromatid cohesion.
ACGGGUUAGCCAGUUAGCUAGCUCUUCAUUCCUGCUAAAUAUUUUAAAGUUUCAUUGUUUUAUUUUGAGUCGUUUUUUAAAUUCACAUAAAUAUGGGUUACUUGAAGCAGAUAGAUGUGGAAAAUUUUAAGUCAUGGAGAGGAAAACAGACAAUUGGUCCAUUUAAGAGGUUCACUUGUAUCAUUGGUACUAAUGGCUCAGGUAAAUCGAAUGUGAUGGACGCGCUGGGGUUUGUAAUGGGAGAGCGAGCGUCCAGUCUGAGGGUGAGGCAAACCAGAGAGCUGAUUCACGGCGCCCAUGUCGGUAAACCGGUCUCGCGCACAGCCUCGGUCUCCAUGUGCCUCUGCAACGAUGACGAUGAAGAAACCAUCUUCAGCAGGACUGUCUCAGGUGACUCUUCGGAGUAUCGGAUCAACGGCAGACAGAUGACACUGUCCAGGUAUACGUCCGAGCUGGAGAAGAUCGGUAUUGUGCUGAAAACCAGAAACUGCCUAGUGUUUCAGGGUGCUGUGGAGUCCAUCGCUAUGAUGAGCGCGAAGGAACGGACAAAGAUGUUUGAGCGCAUCAGUACCUCCUUUGAGCUGGCGAACGAGUACAACAACAAGCUGAGUGCGCUGCAGAAAGCCAAAGAAGACACGCAGUACCAUUUUAAUCGUAAACGAGCAGCCGCUGCAGAGAAGAAGCAAGUGUUCAAAGACAAAACUGAGGCUGAGAAAUAUCAGGCGCUGGUGGAGCAGCUCAGUGAAAGCAAGCUGCAGCUCAGCCUUUUUCAGCUUUAUUACAACGAGAGGGGUGUUAAUGAGCUUGUUGAGUCACUGGGAGAGAAACAGGAGGCUGUAGCUGUCAAAAAGAGCGUGGUGGAGGAGUGGGAGCAAACUGUGAAGGCUCAGAAGAAAGAGCAUGGACGCCUGAACAGAGAAUUGCAGAAACUAGAGAAGGAGAUCAAGUCCCAGGAGGAAAUCCUCAGCCGCCAGAGGCCUCAGUACAUCAGGGCCAAAGUGAACACCAGUCACCAUCAGCGCAAGCAUGAAGAGGAAUGGACCAGCCUGUUGAAGAGCCAGAAGGAACAGGCCAAGAAGGAACAGGGGGUGCAGGAGCUGGAGACGGAGCUCGUUGAGCUGGAGAAGGCCUGGAAGGUUUACGAGAGAGAGAUAGAGGAGUGGGAAGCUCAGAGGGGCAAAGAUGUACAGCUCGAGGAAGCUCAGCUGGAGCGUUAUAAGGAGCUGAAGGAGUUGGCUAGGAAAAAGGGAGCCGUGUUGCUUCAGAAGGCUGAGAAAAUACACUGGGAGCUGAAGGCUGAUCGGGAAAAGCUGGAGUUUGACAAAAGGCGAAAAAGUGAAGUUGGGGCAAACAUUAAGCAUGCUGAAGAUCAUCUGGAUGAGUUAAACAGACGGGCUGGAAAACUGGAGGAGUAUGGCGUUACCUCAAACAAAGCUCUGGACGAGCUGCGGGAGCAGGAGCAAAACUUGGCAGAGUUGUUGGAGAGCGGACGGUCGCGGAUGCUGGAGGUGAACAGAGAACUGGCCGUGGUAGUUCAGGAACUUCAGAACGCUCGCAUAGAUAGCCAGGAGAAUCGGAGACAACAGAAACGCGAUGAAAUCCUCGAGAGCCUGCGCAGACUCUACCCGGACGUCGUGUAUGGACGUUUAAUGGACUUGUGCCAGCCCAUCCACAAGAAAUACCAGCUCGCUGUCACAAAGGUGUUCGGCCAUUACAUGGACGCCAUUGUGGUGUCCUCUGCUAAAGUGGCCCGAGACUGCAUUCAGAUUAUAAAAGAGGAGAGAGCAGAGCGAGAGACCUUCCUCCCUAUCGACAACCUGGAUGUAAAGCCACUGAACGAGCGUCUCAGGGAGGUACGUGGAGCCAAGAUGGUGGUGGAUGUGGUGCAGUGUUCCCAGAACGCACCCCAGUUGAAGAGAGUGGUACAGUUUGUGUGUGGGAACUCCCUUGUGUGCGAGAACUUAAAAGACGCCCGUCACGUUGCGUUUGACGGCUCAGAGCGCCUUAAGACUGUAUCUUUGGAUGGUACUUUGUUCUCCAAGUCGGGGGUGAUCUCUGGUGGCUCAGCUCACCUGCGCAACAAAGCUCGGCGCUGGGAGGAAAAGGACAUGAAUGGCCUAAAAGAGCGCAAGGAGCAGCUUAGUGCAGAGCUGAGGGAACUAAUGAAACUGAAACGCAAGGAGGCUGAGCUCCAUCAGAUCACAGCCCAGGCUCAGGGAAUCCAGACUCGCCUCAAAUACUCCAACUCUGAGCUAGAGUCCAUAUGCAAAAAGGGCAUCCCAGUCUAUCAGGCUGAAAUCUCCAGAUUGGAAAGUGAGCUCUCAAACCUGAAGUCUCAGAUCGAAAUGCAGACAAGUAAUGUGCAAGUGAAGGACAGCGAGGUUACAGUGCUCCACGAUGAAGUCAAUCACAUGGAGGACACGGUGUUCUCAGAGUUCUGUGCCGAGAUCGGGGUAGCCAACAUUCGUGAGUACGAGCAGGAUUAUGUGAGACAGCAAGGAGAGAUCGAGAAUAAGCGGCUGCAGUUUGAGUCCCAGCAAACCCGUCUGAAGACACAACUCGAGUAUGAGCAGGAGCAGCUACACAAGCACCGCAAGCUGAUUAACAAAAUAGAGGAGUCCAUCAAGAAAGAGGAAGAUGUCACCCUUAUGCUGAAAGAGGAGGAAAACAAGCUACUUGCUGCAGUAGAUGAGUCUCAGGUGAAGCUUCUAGAGUUAAAGCAAAAGCAAGUGGACAUGACGUCUUACGUGAAUAAAGCAAAGUCUGAGCUGGAUACGAAGAUCAGGGGCCUUCAGGAGAACUCCAGGCAGCUGGUAAAGAAGCAGAAGGAGAUGAUCUCUGUGGAAGCUGCGUUGGAGCGUCAGAGACUUUACAAACACAACCUGCUGCUGGGCUGCAAAAUCGAGGGGCUUCCCCUCACUGUGCUCUCUGGAACCCUGGACGACAUCAGUGACAUCCAGCUGGACUCUGAAUCUACAGACACCACCACACAACACAUUUAUGAGCGAGAAGAACAUAUGGUAAUAGACUAUAGACAGUUGGGAGAUAACCUGAAGAGUCUGACAGAGGAGCAGCAGGUGCUGGCCCAGUUAGAGGUCCUGGGAGAGAAAGUGUCAUCUCUGGAGAAACUGAUCAGUGCAUCCAAACCACCCAACAUGAAGGCCCUGGAGAAGAUGAGUGAGGUGAAGGACAGCUUCCGUGGAGUACUUGAUGCGUUCGAAACCAGCACAAGCGCAGCUAAGAAACGCAAUCAGGAGUUUGAGCAAGUGAAGGCCAAACGCUAUCAUCGCUUCAGCCAUUGCUUCGAGCACGUUUCCAUUGCCAUCAACAACAUCUACAAAAACCUCUGCAGAAACGAAAGUGCUCAAGCGACUCUGAGUGCAGAGAAUCCUGAAGAGCCUUACCUGGGUGGUAUUAGUUAUAACUGUGUGGCCCCCGGGAAGAGAUUUAUGGCCAUGGACAACCUGUCAGGAGGAGAGAAGUCGAUCGCAGCGCUAGCUCUGGUGUUUGCUAUUCACAGCUUCCGUCCUGCCCCAUUCUUUGUGCUGGACGAGGUGGACGCCGCUUUGGAUAACACAAACAUUGGCAAGGUGACAAGCUUCAUUAGGGAGCAAUCAAGAAAUAACUUUCAGGUCAUCGUCAUCUCACUGAAGGAGGAGUUCUACUCACGAUCAGAUGCUCUGCUGGGGGUCUAUUCUGAGUUCAAUGACUGCAUGUCCAGUCACCUCCUGUCACUGGACCUCACUCCGUACCCUCUCAACGACGAGAAUGGCAGAGAGAGAGAGACGGAAAUGAGCUAAAAGGAGCAAUAAAAGAAAACAAGAAAAGGAAA